This is a messenger RNA of Alternaria rosae, 1441 nucleotides long. RefSeq lists its product as uncharacterized. NCBI's taxonomy places the organism in Eukaryota, Fungi, Ascomycota, Dothideomycetes, Pleosporales, Pleosporaceae. The record is from RefSeq and is a predicted model, not a curated record. Bases 247 to 1068 code for a protein of 273 amino acids. The transcript has 2 exons.
GCUUCCGAUCUUUGAGCUCUCUUUCCCAGCACUCAGGUUUCCCAGCUUCCAUUCUUCUUUUCUCUUCCACACCGCCCGUCGCGUCUCUUCCAACCGCUUGCGCAUCAUUUCCACGCAUCACCGUAUCCAUUGCAGCUUAACGCGCAUCAAUUGCUGUCUAGCCCCGCUUUCGCGCCUUUACACGCGGUUUUGCGAAGCAUAACGUCAUCUCUUACCACCUGCCACUGCUAAGCUACCCUACACACAAUGACCGACACCGAGAUCCAACAAGGAGAUAAGGUCUCAUGGAACUGGGGCUCCGGACAGCCCGGUGGCACCGCUGCCGAGGUCAAGGAGCAAGGCGAGAUUGCUAUUGAAUCCAAGAAAGGCAACACCAUCAAGAAAAACGCCUCGCCCGACAACCCCGCUGUUCACGUCGAGCGCUCUGGCAACGACGUCGUGAAGCGCGCUUCCGAACUCCAGAUCGACGAGAAGGCCGACGGUGCUAACGGCGACUCAAAAGAAGAGGACAAGUCGGCAGAGUCAGAGAAGAAGGAUGACGACAAGUCGGCUGACUCAGAUAAGAAGGAGGACGAGAAGCCCUCUGAAGCCGAGAAGAAGGACGAGGAGAUGAAGGAUGCGCCAGAGAGUGACGAGAAGAAGGACGAGGCGCAAACCAACGGCGAGUCCAAGGAGGAGGAGUCCAAGGAGGAGUCCAAGGAAGAGGCAAAAGAAGAGGCCAAGGACGACGGGACAGAAGACAAGUCUGAUGAGAAGGAUGACGAACCCCAAGCCGGCGACAAGCGCAAGGCUGACGAAGUUUCCGCGGAUAAGACUAACGGUGGCGAUGCUGACGCCGACGAGAAGCCUGCCGAGAAGAAGGCAAAGACCGACGAGGCUGACGACGAUGAUGCCGAAGACAAGGAAGAAACAGAGACAAAGCCCACCCCCAAGAAAAGCGGCCGUCCCAAGAAGGAGAAGAAGGAACCCGCAAAGAAGAAGGCACCCAAGAAGGCUGCCACCGCCGACGGCACACCACGCCGCAGCGGCAGGGCCACCAAGAACACCGCAUCAAUGGCGGAAGACUAGAUACGCGACACGCAAACUCUCCUCACAGGUUCAAAAUAUAUAGUCACGGAUGCGAUGCGACGCAAGGGUAACAAUGAACAGCAAUGAAAAACGGAUAUGGGGUGGAAAAGGAUUUGUAUUCAUCGGUGGCGGCGCUCAAAGGAUGAUUUCGACUUUCAUUUCCUUUUUCGGCUCUGCUUUUACUUCGGUAUCGUACCGUACGUCUGCUUUUCUGGUCUUGUAUGUAACUGUAACAUGGAAUGAAUCAACAAUGUCAAAGUCAACUGCAAACUUCCACGUGCUUGCUAAUUCUGCCAACAUGCUAUGAUGGCGUGUCAUUAACGAUACGGCAUGAACGAAGAAUCGUGCUUCAAAGAUAUUGUAUUGCAUAAUA